GCUGGAAUUUUCCUCACAUGUCGAGCAAACCAACCAAAUAUUUACUUAACUUUACAUUUCGCAUAGUAACUAAACCCGUUUUAUACACAUUUUUACACACAUACGCCCAACUAACUUACAUAACACGGUUACCUACAUUCGGCCAAGUUGUAUCAAAGGUUUCGCGAAAAAGCUGCAAAUAUAAGAAAAUAAAUUAAUCAGGCAAAAUUGCAUCGUAAAAUUGCAAAAAAUGUGGAUUUUGCUAAUCCUAAUUGCAAUUUUGUGCGUCUUAAUCGCCACAAUCAUUAAAAGUGGUCGAGAAAAUUAUGGAAUAAUUGAGUCUGGAAAUAUUCCGGUCGUACCUCCCUCUCUAUUUUUAGGUAGUGAAACUAAACUGCAUAAGGAAGUCCAACACUUGGAAGAUGUCAAACGGUUCAAGAAAUAUGGAGGAAUUUGGGGUACUUAUCUCGGGAAAUCUCCACAAGUUCAUAUCGCAGAUCCGGACCUGAUUCGGCUCAUUUUCGUUAAAGAUUUCCAAUAUUUUAGUAACCGGCAAGAUAUCGAUUUCGGGACUCCGGUUAUGAACGAAAUUCUGGAUUAUUUACCAGGCGAGAAAUGGAAAACUGUUCGAAGCUUGUUAAGCCCACUCUUUACCACAUCAAAAUUGAAAAAUAUGAGCGACGUUAUUGCUUCCAGUGCGCAAGAAUUUAUUCAAGAUUUGAAAUCUGAAGCGGAGAAAAAUAACGGGCGUGUUAAAAUUGAUUGCAGAAAUCGUCUCACCGCCUGGUUAAUUGACAUGUUUUCCCAAACCGUCCUUGGAGUUCGUAUGGAAAAUUCGAAAAAUCCGAACAACGAGUUUGUCGAAGCAUUUAGAGAAAUGAUGGGAGAAAAUACGCAAUUCAAUCUACUUUAUACCCUUUCACUAACGUUCCCCUUCUUCACCCGCUUCGCCCCCAUGUUCAACCACGAACCGACCAAACUCAUCGAAUCCGCGUUCAAACAAGUCAUGGAAAACCGGAAGAAAAGUGGGAGCACAAAUUCCAAAGAUUUCGUCGACCUGCUAAAUUCCCUCAUGGAGAAAGUUGACACCCCCGAAUUCCAAAACCUGUCCAUCACCGAGGGCACAAUUCUCUCCCAAGCCGUAAACUUCUUCCUCGGCGGGUACGAAACGUCCGGAACGACGUUAAGCCACCUCCUCCUGGAACUCGCGACCCACCCCGAAGUCCAGGACAACCUUAAGUCCGAACUGGACAAAAUGCUGGACCGUUUCGACGGGAAAAUUUGCCACGAGUCCAUCUCCGACACCGAAAUGCCGUACGCACUCUGCGUCCUUAAGGAGUCAUUGCGUCUCGCUCCGCCCCUGUUGCGACCCGAGCGAAUCUGCACGCAGGAUUGGCGCCAUCCCGAAAGUGGUGUUAGUAUCAAAAAGGGCACCAUUGUCAUGAUUGCGGCCUGGGCGGCUAACCGAAACCCGAAAUACUGGCCAAAUCCCGACAAAUUUUGGCCGGAGAGGUGGGAAAGCGCGGAAAAUUUGAAUCCCUACGCGUUCACGACGUUUGGACAUGGGCCGAGAAAUUGUAUCGGUACACGAUUCGCGUAUGAGAGCUUGAAGCUGUUUUUGUGCAAUUUGGUGAAAGAGUUUCGCGUGGAGGUGAGGCCCGAUACGCAGUUGAAUUAUAAGAUGGGGUCCACCCUUUUAGUGGCGUUUGAUCCGCUCUAUGUCGAUUUGGUGCUGAGAAAUUAGUUGGAGUUAAGAUGGAAUAACGGAGUCAUAGAUUUUCAAAAUCUUAAUCAACCCCUGUUCAAUGGUUUUAAGUGAAAAUUUCUAAAAUGGUAUCUAAAUAUUUCAUGAGUUUAAAUAUAAAUGUAUGUAACCUUUAUUCGUUUAAUGUCUAUUUUUGAUAGUGAAAAACUAUCGAUUUGAAACAAAUUAGUAAUUCAUAUCCCCAAUUUUUACAUAAUAAAUUUCCUCAAUUUUUUCAAUUAAUUCGUGUAUUUUUUCAAAUCAGUUUUGUAUAUAAUACGAAUAAUUAACUUUACAUUAGACUAGGCGCCGUCCAUAAAUUACGUAACGCUGGCUAGCAUGGGCAAGAUAGGGUUUUUUCCCUAUCCUGCUCAUGUCAGCCAGCGUUACGUAAUUUAUGGACGGCGCCCUAUGGAAAGUUUCAGUUAUUCCAAAACUCAGAAUUUACCCCAUAUGUGUAAGAAGUUUGUAUUUAAAGAUAUUGAAUAGAGGUUAAUGUUCAACUCCAAUUUGUAAGUGGGAUAAGGUACACAUAAUGAUAAGCACAAAAUAGAAUUUUCCUUAGCUGGAGCAGAAAUAUCGCCCAUUUGUGGCCAGAAAAGAUGUCAAAAUCCUGUAAUGUUUACCUGUUUGGGUUUACGACAACCAAAAUUGGUAUACUAAAAUUAAUUGUGGUGAAUUAUUUUUAAUAAAUAUAUAUGUCAAUACGAAAUAAAUAUUUGCAUACUAUGUA
Folsomia candida is the source of this 2456-nucleotide messenger RNA. Its product is annotated as cytochrome P450 3A21. The record is from RefSeq and is a predicted model, not a curated record. Bases 230 to 1723 code for a protein of 497 amino acids. Gene Ontology annotation, molecular function: monooxygenase activity; oxidoreductase activity, acting on paired donors, with incorporation or reduction of molecular oxygen; heme binding. Lineage: Eukaryota; Metazoa; Arthropoda; Collembola; Entomobryomorpha; Isotomidae. The transcript has 5 exons.